Salvia hispanica is the source of this 1145-nucleotide messenger RNA. Its product is annotated as eugenol synthase 1-like. Gene Ontology annotation, molecular function: oxidoreductase activity. NCBI's taxonomy places the organism in Eukaryota, Viridiplantae, Streptophyta, Magnoliopsida, Lamiales, Lamiaceae. The record is from RefSeq and is a predicted model, not a curated record.
GCAAAAACAAGAGAAAAUUAGAAAAGGAAGAACUCAAGAAAAAAAAAAUGGGGAUUACAAUGGAGCAAAAUGAGAGCAAAAUCCUCAUAUUUGGAGGAACAGGUUACAUAGGGAGCCACUUGGUGAAGGCAAGCAUCAAAUUAGGACAUCCUACUUAUGUUUUUACAAGGCCGGAUUCCGACAAGAAAGACCUCAUCAAAGAGUUCCAAUCCAUGGGAGCAAUCAUAGUCAAAGGAAGAGUGGAGGAGCAAGACAAGCUCGUCGAGUCGUUGAGGGAAGUUGACGUUGUGAUAUCGGCAUUGGCAUAUCCACAAGUUCUUGACCAGCUCAAGAUCUUGGAGGCCAUCAAGAUUGCCGGUAAUAUAAAGAGGUUUUUGCCAUCGGAUUUCGGAGUGGAGGAGGAUCGGGUGAGCGCAUUGCCACCAUUCGAGGCGUUCCUCAACAAGAAGAGGAGAAUCAGAAGAGCUAUAGAAGAAGCCAAAAUACCCUACACUUUCAUCUCCGCAAACUGCUGUGGAUGUUACUUCAUCAACCACUUGCUCAAUCCUUCCGAUCCAAACAAACAAGAAAUCACUGUUUAUGGCAGCGGCGAAGCUAAAGCCGUGCUGAAUUAUGAACAAGACAUUGGCAUGUACACGAUCAAAGCCGCUACUGAUCCGAGAACGCACAACCGCAUCGUCAUAUUCCGGCCGUCGAAAAACGCUGUGUCACAACUUGAGUUGAUUUCUAUGUGGGAGAAGAAAACCGGCAAAAUCUUCAAGAAAACUCACAUCUCAGAAGAAGAAAUUGUGACACUUUCACAAACUCUGCCAGAUCCGCAAAAUAUACCGGUUUCCAUCCUUCACAGUGUGUUCGUGAAAGGUGCGACCGCGGAUUUUGAGAUCGGGGGUGAUGAUGUUGAGGCUUCCUUGCUUUAUCCCGACCUCAAAUUCACCACUGUCGAUGAGAUGCUCGACGUUUUCCUCAAAAACCCUCCCAAACCUGCAAUGGCAGCAUUUGAAUAAAAAAAAUUCAGAAACGAACGACGAAGAAAUUUAAACUGCUUAGAUUGUUUGCAAAAUGUACUAGUUUGAGUUUGAUUUAUGGUUCAUCAUCAAGUUAUUAUAGCUUUGUACUUAUAAUUUCUACACUAUAGUUCCAUCAUC